AUGAGCGAAUCUGUAGUACCUACAUUCCACGACCUAUCUUUCUACUCUCGCCCAGAUGAGAACAAAGUCAGGUAUGAAAAGUUGACUGCUGAGUUCGUCAAGAACUUCGAGGUCAAGCCUGACUUCUUCGCCAGAUCGCCUGGAAGAGUUAACUUGAUGGGAGACCACAUUGACUACAAUUUCUUUUCGGUCUUGCCUAUGGCUAUUGAUGUCGAUGUAGUUGCUGCUGUGAAAACUAACGACUCUGGAGAAAUGGUUAUUACCAAUACAAACAGUGCCAAUUUCAAGAAGGAAACCAUAAAGCUUCCUGAAGAUGGAAGUGUUGUUUCCAUAGAAAAGGAACAUUUCUCGUGGGCAAGUUACUUCAGUUGUAGUUUGAUUGUUGCCCACAAGUACAUCAUGGAAAAGUAUCCCGAGAAGCCAUUGAAGGGCUUGUACAUUACUUUCGACGGCACUGUCCCUACUGGUGGUGGCUUGUCUUCAUCAGCUGCUUUCUGUGUUGCAUCCACUUUGGCCGUGUUGAAAGCUAAUGGUGUGGAUAGUAUCAGUAAGGCAGACUUGACUAGAAUCACUGUUGUUAGUGAGCACUACGUUGGAGUCAACACUGGUGGUAUGGACCAAUGUGCUUCUGUAUAUGGUGAAGCUUCCAAGGCAUUGUUAAUUCAUUUCAGACCUAAGUUGAUUGGUAUUCCAUUUGGAUUCCCAAAGAUCGCUGAAGACGACGAACUCACAUUUUUGAUUUCCAACAGUUUGCAAGUUUCCAACAAGCACGAAACUGCUCCUAUCCACUACAAUUUGAGAGUUGUGGAAAUGGCCAUUGCUUCUGACAUCUUGGCAAAGAAGUUGAACCUCAACCCUCCCAGAGAUUCUAACGUCUCAACUGCUACUUUAAGAGGUGUCUUGGACUCUUAUGUUGCUGAAGUGUUGAAGCAAGAAAAAUGGGACGCUGACGACUACCAGACUGGUAUCAAGCACUUAAACACUCUUUUGGAGAUUGUUGAAAGAGAAUCUAUAUUUAAUGCUGAACAGAAGGUUGGAUUCUCUGUAGAAGAAGCAGCAAAGGAGUUAGGAAUUACUGUUGAAGAGUUCAAAGAGAAGUACUUAUCCAAGAUUCCAGUUAGAUUCGAAACCUUGAAAUUGUACCAAAGAGCAAAACAUGUCUACGCAGAGAGUUUGAAGGUAUUGGAGUGUUUGCUGUUGUUGGGAGAGUUCAGCAAGUCGUCGAAGAACCCACAACAAUUUCUCGAAGCUUUUGGUAACAUUCUAAACGAGUCGCAAAAGUCUUUGGACUUGUUGAACAAUUCCUCUAACGAGAAGUUGAACAAGAUCUGUGAAAUUGCCCUUAAGAAUGGUUCCUACGGUUCCAGAGUCACAGGCGCUGGAUGGGGUGGAUGCAUUGUUCACUUGUCAACGAGCAAAAAAUUACCACAAUUACAAAAGGCUCUUGUGGACGAAUACUUUAAAGUUGAGUUCCCCGCAAUCACCCAAGCGGAGUUAGAUGAGGCCAUUAUCAACAGUCAACCUGCUACAGGAAGUUGUGUUGUCUUGUUAGAGUAGAUAAAAUAUGACAUUACAUCUGCAACUUGCAGCUAGAAUACGAAAUACGGGGACAAAAAUAGCACAGCAGCGAGGGAAUCCACAAUCUCCAACAAUAAACUUAAAACUAGCUUAAGCUGACAAGAUUGCUCUGUUACAUAGAAAAAAAUAUGUGUAGACUUUUACGAUAAUCUGAUGAUUACGAAAUCU
Scheffersomyces stipitis CBS 6054 is the source of this 1746-nucleotide messenger RNA. RefSeq names its product galactokinase (gene GAL1). The transcript has 2 exons. The record is from RefSeq and is a predicted model, not a curated record. Gene Ontology annotation, cellular component: cytosol; cytoplasm. Bases 1 to 1557 code for a protein of 518 amino acids. NCBI's taxonomy places the organism in Eukaryota, Fungi, Ascomycota, Pichiomycetes, Serinales, Debaryomycetaceae. Gene Ontology annotation, molecular function: ATP binding; galactokinase activity. Gene Ontology annotation, biological process: galactose metabolic process; carbohydrate phosphorylation.